CCAAUCACAGCAGCCUUUCUUGCCGAUUAGGCAGUAUCAACAUGGCAGCUUUCUGAGUUUUGGAGGAGGGUACCUGGUGUAAAUAAACACGAAUUUCACGUUUUACAGAUAACGACAGCGUUCGUGUGUUUGUGUUUAAGGCUGGUUGGACCAUAGAGGGAAAAUGUCGAAUGACGGAAAUAAAAAACAGUUCUGGAAAAGAAACGCAGCGAAGGUUCCUGGCAGCAUUCAGCAUGUGUAUGGCGCACAACAUCCACCUUUCGACCCGCUCCUACAUGCUAACCUGAUUAAGGCAGGAAACAGGCCUCCUCCGGCCACGCCAGGCAAGCCCAAGAAGGCUACCACCUUUCAGGAGUUUGAGAGCAUCACAAGUGAUGCAUGGGAUGUUGGGGACGAUGACGACGAGUUGCUGGCCAUGGCUGCACAGAACCUUAAUAUUGAUGUUGUCAUGGAGACAGCCAAUAAGGUCAUUGAGAAUCACAGCAAGCAGCAGGAGAAACAGCGGCAGGAUGACACAACAGAGCUGGAACAGAGAGAAGAGGACACACAGGAGGAGGCGGCAGAGGACGAGGAGGAGGACGAAGACGAUGAGGAGGACAGGGUGGGGGAGGGGGACGUGACCAGCCCAGACGUCUCUUUUGCCUCCCAGAGCAGCCCUUACACUGAUGGCCGCCUUGUAAAGUCCCAAAGCGAAGCUCCAAUUGGGUCACCAAAAGAUGCAGCAGGUGAGCAUGCAGCCCUCCACAGACAACGGUCUCUGCCCCACCGGCCGCCCCUCAUCCCGCUAGUGGCUCGCAUGGCUGACCAGAACACGUCUGGCACCCCAGCCAUGACCGAGAGGGAAGCGUCUCGUCUGGAUAAGUUCAAACAGUUAUUAGCUGGGCCCAACACAGAGCUGGAGGAGCUACGGAAACUCAGCUGGUCUGGAAUCCCGCGUCAGGUCCGACCGAUAACGUGGAAGCUCCUUUCGGGUUACCUACCAGCUAAUGCAGAAAGAAGAGAGAGCGUCCUACAGAGAAAAAGACAAGAAUAUUUUGGCUUCAUCCAGCAAUACUAUGACUCCCGCAAUGACGAACACCAUCAGGACACAUACAGACAGAUUCACAUUGACAUACCGAGAACUAAUCCUCUUAUUCCUCUCUUUCAACAAGCUUCUGUCCAAGAGAUUUUUGAGCGGAUCCUUUUUAUCUGGGCCAUACGCCAUCCGGCCAGCGGCUACGUGCAAGGCAUCAACGACCUGGUCACGCCGUUCUUCGUCGUCUACGUCUUUGAGUACAUUGAGGAAGAAGUAGAAAACUUUGACGUGUCCAGUCUCCAGGAAGAGGCUCUGAGGAACAUUGAGGCUGACAGCUUCUGGUGCAUGAGCAAACUGCUGGACGGCAUCCAGGACAACUAUACAUUUGCCCAGCCAGGCAUCCAGAGGAAAGUCAAGGCCCUGGAGGAGCUGGUCAGCAGGAUUGAUGAGUCUGUGCACCGCCACAUGCAGCAGUACGAGGUGGAGUACCUGCAGUUUGCCUUCCGCUGGAUGAACAACCUCCUGAUGAGGGAGCUGCCAUUACGCUGCACAAUCAGACUGUGGGACACCUACCAGGCUGAACCAGAGGGCUUCUCCCAUUUCCACCUCUACGUGUGCGCUGCCUUCCUGGUGAGGUGGAGGAAAGAAAUUCUAGAGGAGAGGGAUUUUCAGGGUCUGAUGAUCCUCCUGCAGAACCUUCCCACAAUGCACUGGGGCAACGAGGAAGUGAGCGUACUGCUGGCUGAAGCCUACAGGUUGAAGUUUGCCUUUGCUGACGCGCCAAACCACUACAAGAGAUGAUAAGCGUGGCUCGCUGCAGCUGCUCCCCUUCUUCUCCUGUCCUUGCUCCUCCUCCUCUUAUUCCUCCUUUCCUGCUCUGCAGUCGUCUACUGAACUUAGAGGCCUCUUUUCCUUCAGGGAAGGACCUCCCUUUUUCUUAACCUCCCUUCCCCCAUAUUGCCCAAUGGGCCUUUCAGCUACUAAGAGAUUAGAAUCAACCAAUGACUGAGAGGACGUGCGGUGUAGCAUUUUAACAUAUUGAUGGUGGAGCCUUUUUGUUUUUUAUUAUAAUUAUUUUUCUCCGAUCAGCUCUGAAAUGUGCUCUCCUUCAGUCCAGUGCAGAACCCUCUUCAACACUGAAGGCCACAACUUUUCAUUAGAGUUUGGUCCGCUCAAGUACAACCUCGGGCCUGAUGCAGGACCACGAGCUCAGCGCUGCCGGGAGGUUAGUCUGGCUCAGAACAUUUUUCUUUUCUGCUAAAAAAGAAAAAAUUCAAAUCCAAUGCCAUGGCAAUACAUAUUUUUUUGUGUGUCCUGAGGCCAAAAUGUGACCUUUGUUUCAGUUUGCAAAGACAAAGAAAGAUAGCAAAAGGGCACUGCGCUGGAUGGUUUACAUAUCUGAGCCCGCUCUCCUGGUCACAACACCACCUGAAGGAACAUGACCUCUCCUGUUCUUUUUUUCUGUCUUUUUAUUUUGAUUUUUUUUCUCCUCCUGCUGCGUGCCGAGAGGGGCACCGUUUGUUUUCCUUCAUGACAAACUAACAGUAGGACUUUACAGAGAGAGAGAGAGAGAUUGUCAGUCUGUGAGGGGAAACGUGUCUCCCUCCUUCUACAAUCCACAAACACCAACCCAAUCCCUCCCCCUUUACGCCAUCCUCCUCCUCCCCCCCCCCCCCGCACUGCAGAGCCCCACGCAGAUCGACAUCACAGAUGCUAAUAAGCCAUUUGGAGGAAGAAAGCUACUUAUUCCCACUCGACCUGCUUAUAUAUAUAUAAAAGGGCCAUGUCUUAUCUUUUAACCACCCCUGGUUUCUGAACCCAGGACUACCUCAGAACACACAAGUAGUGAAACCUAGAAAUCCACAUGCACACAUUUGCGCAUAUGUCGUUAAAUUUAGAAACAUGCACACGUCAGUACGGGGGCAAAAUAAACUCUUUCAAGUUCAAUUCCGAAAUGGAAUCAUCUCAUGGAAGCUAAAUUAGGAUAUUUACACCAACUAAAGUGCUUCUUCACAGGGUUGUUUAUGAAGUAAGAUCCAAAUGAACAAUUUUGCCUUAAUUAAGAUCCAAGCUGUCUUUGUUUACUCUCCCUUCCUCUCCUGUCUUUUGGGCCCAAUUGUUAUGGGUGAACAAAAAAUGUGACAUGCCACGUUCCAAUAUGUCUGACGAUAUGUCUCCAAUAUGUCUGACGAUAUAGGUAGAAAGAGUCUCUCCACAAAGUAGUUCCACCUAAAAAAACUUUAAUUCAAGUUAUGUCGAGGGGACACCAGUGAGGCCGUUUGCGCUGAGCUCAACCUGAUUGACUGAUUCUUAUUAAUAUUCCUUCCACAAGGCCUUCCUAGUCACUUCAUUUUAAUGUCUAUAAACAUAUGAAAGCAACAGGUGCACAGGUGUUUUUUUUGCAGCUUCUUCAUUUAAGGAAGUCUUGCACCUUUAAAAAAAAUUUAAUAAAAAAAAAAAAAUUACACAUGUUUGAUCCAUAUUGGUUCUCCUAAUUGAAUCAUGUGUAUCCGGCACCAAUCCUGUUUCGAUAUCCUCCAGGUAGUCAGGGUUUAGCUGCCUUUUUUUUCCUGCCUUGUGUAGCAAAAUUAGUCUUGAUUUUUAUUUUUAUUUUCAAAAUUCCCUUUUAAUUUCACAAGGGACAGACCCUUUGCUGUUUAUAAAAAACAAAACAAUAGAAUAGAGCAGAAUCAUGGCUUUAAAUAUCAAUGACCGAAACAUAACGAUUACAUUCACCCUUUAAUGUAAAAUACAUAGCAUAUAGCGAGCUGCACAUAACUGAACAAAAGCAGCAGGUGCAUUACAAUAGAACCUUAAUAUUCUUGUGCACAGGACUCCCUGAUUAACAUCGUCUUUACACUACCUUUGUCUUUCUCCUGUCUUUGUCGCUCUCUUCAUAAAGAGCACAUGGGAUGUUUUACCCAAAGUCAGUAGCACCAUAUUGGUGUAAUGUUAGGGGAUUGAUGUUUAAGGGAUUCGGGGGGGGGGUAAUCAGACAUUCAUGACAUAACACAUAGCUGUUAACGUCUAGAGCCUCCUGUUGCGACUCCGCCAGGAUCCAUUAUUGUCACCCCAGCCCACAAAGACGGUGUGCGUAGGUGUGUGAAGGGGAGAUGGAAGGAGAGAGGGACGAGUGUUGUGUUUCUUUUGGAAGUUUCAGUGCUUUUUUUUCCGUGAGAGCUGUCAGUCUUUGAUCACACUUUGGAUCUUUUUUUAUCCAAUCUGCACCAGUCUCACAAGCCCCUCAUCUCCUAUGCUCUCUGACGAGGAAAAACUGCACUUAAUUUGAAAGUCUAUAGCCUUUUUUUCCUUCUUGUCUCUCUCUCUUUUUCUCUCUCUCUCUCUCUCUCUCUCUCUCUCUCUCUUUUUUUGUAUGAGAUUUAUUCUUUCAAUUUUACAAUUUACAGAUUGGUCUUUUCCAUUUUUUGGGUUUUAUGUUGUUAUGCUGUUUACAUGACAAGCCUAUUAAGUUGUGCCUGACUCUGGAGACAUGAGACAACAUCUUAGUUAUGUUUUUGACUUCAAAUUUCUGGAAGCAAUAGUAUCACCUUUUGCAUUUGCUGUGAAAAGACAGAAAAUAUCUUUUUGUUUGUGCACAUCUAUUUUUUGGGUGCGUUAGCCACCAACAUGAACUGUUUAAUACCGUAAAACUCUGGGGCAUUUUAAUAGCUCAAACUCGGCAAAUGAUGGUUCGCUUUACCCCUCCCCUGAACAUCGGUUGUAACUACAGACAGCACGCCUGUCAAGAUUUGGACGUCACCACAUGUUGAAGCUGUACGCAUAGGGCUGUAGUGAGUUUUUCUUUAUUUAUUUUUUAGCCUUUCCAAAACCAAAAACACAAGGUAAAAGUUUAAGGAACUCUUGUUUACUACCAACAGUAGUAACCUAGAGUUACUUUUACAUCAUUAGCUAACUACAUUAGUUGGUGUGGUUACAAGUUAUCAGAAAAAAUCUAAAACAUGGGGGAUGCCUGAGGCAACUAAUAAUGAGGGAUGUUGACAGCUGCUGUGCUUUCUGUGAACGUGUGUGGUGUGCGCGCACGUGUGUAAGUCAUGGGCAAACGGAGCAGGCUUGUAACACCCCCCCCCCCCACCUUCUUUUCAAAUCAUUAGAAGAGAUACUAUAUUUUUGCAGUAAUGUCACAUGCAGUCGUUCCCCCUAAACAAGAAGUAGCUGCCUAGUUUGUGAAAAGAGAUGGUUUAAUAAAAAACACACAUUCACAUGCUGCCAAUCUCAAAUUAGCCUGCCUGUAAACCCAGUCUCUCCGCGCACACACACACACACACACACACACAUACACACACACACACGUCUCCAUGGUGAUGAAGGCCUAGGUUUUAUCUGGCUGGAACCCGUUUUCUAUUAGCGAACACACACACACACACACACACACACACACACACACACACACACACACACACACACACAGACAAGCUUCAAACAUUUUUGGAGCAUCUUCAGGAGUGUAUCCUUGAGUAACAUUUUCAGCUGCUUUCAUUUCUUGUAGUUUGUUUUCUUCCUUCUCGCUCUACUUCUCCAGACAUUAAAAUAUGUUUAUGAAAACCGAGCUGAAAAAAAAUCCCCCCGCCCCCAAUGUCUUUUGCCUCUUGAGUACUCAGAAAGAAUCUUAUAAUACUAGAACGUGUGGGUGACAGGAGUCGUGGUUCUUGAAUUAAAAAAUGUGUACAGAGAAGAUUUUGAAACAAAAAUCUGUAAAUAGAAAGUGUAAAUAAAUCCUAUAUAUGACAAAAUUGCUUUGAA
Messenger RNA from Perca fluviatilis (European perch), 5776 nucleotides. It is a transcript of the gene tbc1d22a, whose product is annotated as TBC1 domain family, member 22a. Gene Ontology annotation, molecular function: GTPase activator activity. The transcript is spliced from 14 exons. The record is from RefSeq and is a predicted model, not a curated record. The coding region runs from base 164 to 1816 and encodes 550 amino acids. NCBI's taxonomy places the organism in Eukaryota, Metazoa, Chordata, Actinopteri, Perciformes, Percidae. Gene Ontology annotation, biological process: activation of GTPase activity.